Molecule: messenger RNA, 1815 nt
Organism: Mangifera indica (mango)
Lineage: Eukaryota; Viridiplantae; Streptophyta; Magnoliopsida; Sapindales; Anacardiaceae
Product: non-structural maintenance of chromosomes element 4 homolog A-like
Exons: 7
Coding region: 187-1413 (408 amino acids)
Biological process (GO): DNA repair
Cellular component (GO): Smc5-Smc6 complex; nucleus
Source: RefSeq, a predicted model, not a curated record
AAUUUUUGUUAGGAAAACCCUAAACUUGUAAAAAUUUUAAAAGCUCAAAAAUUUCCCUCUAUUUGCAUCUUCAUAAAUCCCUCUCAAAAUUUGAAUUCUACCUAUCACAUUUUCUCUCUCGAAUUUCUCAACAAUUUUCUUUAGUUUUCUUUCUUGAUUUUCUUGGAGAAAUUCGGAGGCCAAGUUAUGAGAAAAGCAGCGAAGCGAGAGCCGGCCAACACUAGUGGUAGUAGUAGAGAACGAGUUAGCGACAAUGCGGAGCAACUCAGGUCCGUGAAGCGCGAGAAAGUGAGUCAUAGCCGAGUCGAUUUGGGCGCCGAUGAUGAGUCGACUCAGGCGAGUCAACAAGAUACGGUCCAGCGUAGAGUUCUUCGGUCGAAGUACCUCGCUGUAAUGAACAAGAUCAACGAUCAACGGGAUGAUUUGUCGAGAAUAGAUUCUCAGAAGUUCAACACAAUCAUUAACGAAGUUGAGAAUUUGCAUCAAUUAGUGCAGAAGCCAAGGGAACAGGUAACAGAUGCAGAAGCACUGUUGGAUAUUGCUAAUACAUUGGUGUCUUCUGUCCAGUCACAAUCCAAUGCGGGAGUAACACCAACUGAUUUUGUCAGUUGUUUGAUAUCUGAGUUUGGGCAAUCCAAUGGUAGGAGAUUAGCCUCCCAAGAAAAUACCCAAAUAUCAAUCAAUUGGGAAGAUAUUGGUCUUGCUAUUUCGCCGUUUUUAUCAACAUGCCAUGGUUGUUGCACCAUGAUUGGGCCUAUGAAUAGUGAGGUUAAACAAAGGAAGAAGAUUGCUGAUCGCAGAAAGCAUGAAAAGCCUACUCAAGCUGCAAGACCCGAGGAGGUUGAUAGCACUGAGGCAGAGAAGAAAACAGAUACAGAUAAGAAUAUGUCAAUAAUGUUUGAGAUCUUAAGAAGGAAAAAACGUGUUAGACUUGAAAGUUUAAUUCUAAAUAGAAUGUCAUUUGCUCAGACUGUUGAGAACAUGUUUGCCCUGUCAUUCUUAGUUAAAGAUGGUCGCAUUGAAAUAACUGUUGAUGAAAAUGGCUCUCAUAUAGUUGCACCUAGGAAUGCGCCAAGUGCCAAUGCUGUCAUGUCUGGCGAUGUUACAUAUAAGCAUUUUGUCUUCAGAUUUGAUUAUAAGGAUUGGAAGUUAAUGAUGGAUGCGGUACCUGCUGGGGAGGAGCUGAUGCCGCAUAGGGAAAAAUCAAACUCUUAUGGUGUUCCUCAGGCAGAACCAGCAGCAUUAAUCUCUCAAGCAGCAGCAUUAUGCACAACCCCAAUCAAGAAAUUAUCCAGGAACCGUGGCUUGGUAAUAAGAGAAGAAUCAGUUGUCGAAGAUUCACCUGAACUUGAAGAUGCAGUUGCUGGUAGAAGAGCCACCAAUAUGCUAAGGUGUAAGCGUAAACUCAUCUGAAGAAGAGGCUUGUUUUGAUGCUAUAAACUGGUACUGGUGGCUGCAUUUUUUGUUCAGAGUAAUGUCAUGUACAUAUGGUCAGGUAAAACCCAAAAUUGAUAAUCUUAUUUUGUAGAUAUUUAAACUCUGAUUCCGUGCCAUAGCUUUAAACUUAUAAGAAACCAUCUUGAAGAAUGCUCUUUCGUGUAACAAGUAUGGCACAACUAAUUUUGUACACCAACUAGGGACAAAUUUCAAUUCUAAUGAUUGAAAUUUGUUACAUUUUUGUAUAAAGGUUGGUUUUAUUGUGUCAAAAUUGUGUAUUGCCAAAACAAUUAGCAUUUUCCUUGUGCAUUAUCUCAGAUUGUUGUGCUGUCAAAAUUGUUAUGAAAUGAAGUCGAUGAAGCUCAUCUUUCAAGCCUA